AAGGAGCAUUCAAGUAACUAAAACGCCCCGCAUCUAUCGUUCCUUUCGGAUUUGCGGCCGCAAAGGGAUUUUUGCUAAUGUGCAUCUAAGACCGAAUAUUUUUUCACUUGCUCCUUUGUGGACUCUAAAAAUGGGAAGAUUAGACACACUGAGAGAAUUUAAUUUAUUGUCAUGGAUGAGAGAGGAAAGACAAUCGAGGAAGUUGAUCCUGGUCAUCGUUUUCAUCGCCUUGCUGCUGGAUAAUAUGCUUCUAACGGUGGUCGUCCCCAUCAUCCCUAGCUACCUAUACACAAUUGAUGAUGCAGCAGCCAACAUGGCCAAGAAUCACACUACGGCCUCCCCACACACCCCUUCUGGAACCUUCCAGACCAUCGUGUCCCUCUAUGACAACUCUGUCAGGGUAACCAGCGGGGACCCAAUGGACUCCACACCCAUACCCUUGGGUCAGACGCAGGGGGUCUCUUCUUCCACCUCGGCUCUCACACCCCACAACUCCACACAGCCCGACUGCCCCAAAGCAGACGACCAGCUGCUCAAUGAGAAUGUGAAAGUGGGACUACUCUUUGCCUCCAAGGCCACUGUACAGCUCAUCACCAACCCCUUCAUUGGGCCUCUCACCAACAGAAUAGGAUACCAGAUCCCCAUGUUUGCCGGGUUCUGUAUUAUGUUCCUGUCAACCAUCAUGUUCGCCUUCUCAUCGAGCUACACUCUGCUGUUUCUGGCCAGAUCCAUGCAGGGUGUGGGCUCCUCCUGCUCCUCUGUGGCUGGGAUGGGGAUGCUUGCCAGUGUGUACACAGAUGAUGAGGAGAGGGGAAAUGCCAUUGGGAUAGCCCUCGGUGGUCUCGCCAUGGGUGUGCUGGUGGGCCCACCAUUUGGCAGUGUCAUGUAUGAGUUUGUGGGGAAAACGGCACCUUUCCUCAUUCUGGCUGUUCUGGCUGUGCUGGAUGGAGCACUGCAACUGUUCAUUCUCCAGCCCUCAAAGGUGGAACCAGAGAGCCAGAAAGGGUCUUCGCUAUGGAGUCUUAUGAAAGAUCCAUACAUACUCAUUGCUGCAGGAUCCAUUUGUUUUGCGAACAUGGCCAUCGCCAUGUUAGAACCAGCGUUGCCUAUUUGGAUGAUGGAGACCAUGUGUCCAAGAAAAUGGCAGCUAGGCAUUGCCUUCGUGCCAGCCAGCAUCUCUUACCUUAUUGGAACCAACAUCUUUGGCGUCCUCGCACACAAGAUGGGGAGAUGGCUGUGCGCUCUCAUCGGAAUGGUACUCGUGGGGGUUAGCAUCCUCUGUGUUCCUUUUGCUAAGGACAUCUACGGACUAAUACUUCCGAAUUUCGGUGUUGGUUUUGCAAUUGGCAUGGUGGAUUCCUCUAUGAUGCCAAUCAUGGGCUACUUAGUGGACCUGAGACACGUGUCAGUCUAUGGCACUGUGUAUGCCAUUGCUGAUGUGGCAUUCUGCAUGGGCUUUGCUUUAGGUCCAUCCGCUGGGGGCGCCAUAGCGAAGAGCAUUGGGUUCUCCUGGCUCAUGACCAUCAUUGGCGUCGUGGACAUCCUCUUCGCUCCCCUCUGUUACUUCCUCAGGAGUCCUCCUGGGAGGGAGGAGAAAAUGGCCAUCUUGAUGGACUCCAACUGCGCAAUGAAGACCCGAUCAUACUCAACACAAGGGAACACAGAGUACGAAGAGAUGGAGACAGAGUAUGAUGAGUAGUAAUGGACACCAGACAGGUAUGUUACCUUCCAGAGGAUCUAUUUUGUUGUACAAAAACAGAGAUAAAAAUUGAAAAUACAAAAAAAAAACAGCUAAGCUGUUUCGAUGUGAAUGUCCUCCGUGCGGUCGGUCUUCACUGUUCUAUGUCAUUGUGAUCGUACGACUGGAGCAAACCAAAGUUGUUCUCAUCCCCCUGUGGUCACAAGCACGUUGCUUGUGUUUAUUUUUAGCCAACAGCCUUAUCCAAUGGAAGUGGAACACAUGUCAAAACAGGGUUUUCAUAGGCCGUAAUAGUAGAAUGUUGUGAGUCAUAUUUACUGGAUAGUUCAGCUGACAGUGAUCUUAUAGAUCACCAAAUUGUGUACUGUAGGUUAGCAAGGAGUACAAACCUGUCUUAAUAAUUCACCUUUUGCCCAUUAACAGUCUUCAUCAACAUAUCUAAUACAGAAAUAUGAAACAAAUGGGGGUAGAGAGUUACUUCUAUCUGUGUAGAAACUGACUUUGGAUCAGAUUCAACAUCUCGAACAAGGCACUAUGAGAACACUGCUUUAGUGUUUGUCAUUCUAUUUGUUGAUUAUAAUUAUAUUAUGAUGAGAUGGUAAAUGAUUUAGAUAUAAAGUAUUACUUAGUCUAUACAAGUUACUCAAUACAUUUGGAAUGAGAAUGUGUUAACUGCUUUGGACAAGGCAAAUCACAAUGUAUGGGUUACAUUUUACCUUGAAAUUAGCCUUUUUUUUCAUUGAUCCUACAAACAUGUUUUUACGUUGACAUUCGAAUUGAGGAAAUACCUGAACUGAAACCUUUGACGUCAUAGAAAGUUAUAUCCCCAGAAUCCAGUGUUGUCCUGGGUUGACUGCUUAUGGCUAUUUGCAUGAUAUACCACAUAAAAAACACAGCAUCACUCCAAUAUCAUCCUCAGUUUCACCUUCCACAUAAAAAAAAUCAUUAAUGAAACACAUUUAAAAAAAAAACAUAUUUUGCUUUUUUUAUUUCUACAUUUUGGAGCCAUUUGAAUGUGUGGAAAUGUAAGACUUAUAUUUGAGUGAUUUUUGAAUACAGAUAAUAGAUCUUUGAUCUUUCCGUUUACCCUCAGCUCCAUUUACAGACAAUUAGAAACAUCGUAUAGGCUUUUCUUAGUGUGUUUGUGUCAAUAAAAUGUUUAGGUAGAUGAUGUGUAACUAAGAUUCUUUUAACUUUCCCUAUUGAUAUGACAAGCCAUAAAAUAUACUGUGGUGAAAAGUAAACACAUACGGACACAGCUUUAGUUAGUUGUCUCUGUUUAAACAUCACCUUAAGGAGAGGAGAAAUUCCAGAAGCACUUUAUCAGAGUAGAUAUCCACACUGUUUAACUCCAAGGACAGUUCUAGUAUGUUAAUGUUGGUUUAGCAGAGAGAGAAUAUUGAGGUGAUCAGUCUGUUUGGUCAUGUUGUCUGUUAGUAAGAAAACACUCUCAAAGUUUUAUCAAAGAUACGUGCACUGAUUAUUAUUGUGUUUUAAGUACACUUUCCCAGUAGUGUUAAUUCCUAAAAUAAGUAGAAACUCAAUGUAUUUUCAAGCACUAAGGUUACAUUUUAGGUCCCAAUCUUUACCAAUUUUAAUCUUAGUUAAACUAAUCCCUUGAGAGCAUUAACUUUAUUAUAUGUGAAUUUAUUGAUCACUUCCAGGUCAUCAAAAAGUAGACUCUUUUUCUAGCUGUUUAACACACAAUACAGAAAGCACAGCAUACAUUGUUUCCAAAAUGAAAUAAGAGUUUAUUUUAUUUUCCAGCAGUGCAUGCACAUACACUGAGUAUACCAAAUAUUAGGAACAUCGUCCUUAUAUUGAGUUGAUAUCUUCCCCCUUUGCCCUCAGAACAGCUUCAAUUCGUCUGGGCAUGGACUCAACAAGGUGUCGAAAGCAUUCCACAGGGAUGCUGGCCCUUGUUGACUCCAAUGCUUCCCACAGUUGUGUCAAGUUGGCUGGAUGUUGUUUGGGUGGUGGGCCAUCCUUGAUACACAAUGGAAACUGUUGAGCGUGAAAAACCCAGUAGCGUUACAGUUCUUGACACAAACUGGUGUGCCUGGCACCUACUACCAUACCCUGUUCAAAGUCACUUAAAUCUUUUGUCUUGCCCAUUCACCCUCUGAAUGGUACAUAUACACAAUCAAUGUCUCAAGGAUUUUAAAAAGAGUCCUUCUUGAACCUGUCUCCUCCCCUUCAUCUCCACUGAUUGAAGUGGAUUUAACAGGUGACAUCAAUAAGGGAUCAUAACUUUCACCUGGAUUCAUCUGGUCAGUCUGUCACAGAAAGAGCAGGUGUUCUUAAUGUUUUGUAUACUCAGUAUACAUACACACUUAAGUCUGAGGAUUUGAUUGGCUGACUGGGUCCUGGCCUGCACAUGUCAUUAGUGAAUUUUGUGUGCAGUCAGUCACCAGUAUUAAUCCACAACACAGGGCCAUGAAGCCCCCCCCCCCUUUUCCCCACCCCCUCUCCUCUCCUAUUUGUCCUGAAGCAGAAAAUGAAAAUAGACUCAUCCACUAUUCUGCUUUUUGUCAAAAUCAUGGUGAUCUAACAGAAAAAGCCAGGCAUACAAAGCACAGCUAAUAACUGUCAAAUAUAUAUGUAAUUGUUUGGUAAAGUGCAUUUAUUACAAACCAUUAUUUGGUUCUUCAAGCAAAUCUGACAUCUAGAUAUCCUGGAAAUAUGUAAAAAUCUUUGAAAAUACUUUAAUGCCCUUGCCACAGAAAAGCACAAUAACCCAUAUUCAAAAUGUCAAAUAAGAUUGCAUUUUGAAGUAUAUGGACUGUUAUUUGCCGAACCCUGGGUUUGCUGGAUUGCAGGUCUGUUUGAAUGGACACUCGAAUGAGUUUCAUUGUAUAUUAAUGAUAUAAGCAAAAUUGUCUGUGUUGGAGUUGACAGAGAUAAUUACCUGAUAACGUCAAUAUUAGUUUCAUUAUUUUCUAAAAUGUAUAUUUAAAUUCGCCGCACCCUUAAUGAAAAUAUUUCUAUGUGAAGAUGGCUACUAUUCUGAGAGGUUGUCGUUAUUUUGCAAUACAUUGUUGGGUCAUGUAGGUUACAUAAUUGAUUAUAUAUUGUGGAGAUUAAUAUAUUUUUUGUCAUUUGUUUAGGUGCGAAAUGUAUUGCACACAUGCACAAAAAUGUGUGUGUGCUCAUGUUGGUGUGUGUGCCUUCUGACAUGUAUGUCAUUGGUUUGUGUGUAUAUCAAAUACUUACUAACUGGUACAAAAAAACUAAUGUUGACAUUUUAUAAUCUGGACGGGUUGUUUACGUGUAAAGUGUGCUGAUUGUGUAAUAUAUGUUGAUACUCAGUGGGGAUGGCAAACAAAAAUAAAUGUUGUAUA
Oncorhynchus gorbuscha (pink salmon) is the source of this 5040-nucleotide messenger RNA. RefSeq names its product synaptic vesicular amine transporter-like. The coding region runs from base 131 to 1699 and encodes 522 amino acids. The transcript has 16 exons. Gene Ontology annotation, cellular component: terminal bouton; synaptic vesicle membrane. The record is from RefSeq and is a predicted model, not a curated record. Gene Ontology annotation, molecular function: xenobiotic transmembrane transporter activity; serotonin:sodium:chloride symporter activity. Lineage: Eukaryota; Metazoa; Chordata; Actinopteri; Salmoniformes; Salmonidae. Gene Ontology annotation, biological process: aminergic neurotransmitter loading into synaptic vesicle; xenobiotic transport; transmembrane transport.